AUGGGUAAUGUGCUUAAUCCGCACACGAGAGAGAGGGCUGAGGGUAAAAUCGUCAUUCGUAAAGCAGGUGAGACAGACGUUUACGAAACGAAACUCUCGGAGAAUGAUUACGAUGGUGCGAAGAACUUCAUUAACAAAGCUCAGCUGUUGUAUCCAAAUCUAGAUGGUUUAAAGCAAGUUUCAAAGAUGAUCAAUGUUUAUAUCUAUGCAUCAAACAGAGGAGGAGAGGCUGAUUGGUACAAGAUUCUCGGCGUCGAUCCUUUAGCGGAUGAAGAAGCAGUGAAGAAAACUUACAAGCAGUUAGCUCUUUUGCUUCAUCCGGACAAGAACAAGUUUGAUGGUGCGGAAGGCGCCUUUAAGCUGGUUUUAGAAGCUUGGUGUUUGUUAUCUGAUAAGGUUAGUAGAACUUGUUAUGAUCAAAGGAGGAAGUCGAGAGAAGCAUGCACUCAUAUUCAUAGAGCAUCAAACCAACAAUAG
This is a messenger RNA of Camelina sativa (false flax), 477 nucleotides long. Lineage: Eukaryota; Viridiplantae; Streptophyta; Magnoliopsida; Brassicales; Brassicaceae. The record is from RefSeq and is a predicted model, not a curated record.